AUGUUGUCAAAUAGGUUUCCAUAUCUCAUCAAUAAUAAGAAUUAUCAGAAGAUAUGUAAGUUUCAAUCAACAUUCAGUCGUGCGUCUUUCAAAGCUGGUGAUAAAAUAAGAAUACAGAAAACUUUGACACAGAAAGAUCUGGAUACAUUCUCGAAUUUGACGAGUGAUCAUAACUAUCUACAUAAGAAUAACGGCAAUAAAAGACCAAUAGUUCAUGGGGCGUUUUUGAAUGGACUUGUCGCUGGGUUGAUCGGAACCCAUCUGCCUGGACCUGGCACUGUGUUAGUGUCACAGACAAUGAAAUUUCCUAAUAAAUGCUUUGUCGGAGAGAAGCUGACUAUAAGUGUGGAACUGGUUGAUGUUAGGAAAAUACUAAAGGUUAAAUUUUUCUGUAUUGUCGAAGAAGAAAAAAAGGUUGUGUUUGAAGGUGAAGCAAAGUUGAUGCUCGCUAAAGACUGUUAA
Danaus chrysippus (African queen) is the source of this 462-nucleotide messenger RNA. Lineage: Eukaryota; Metazoa; Arthropoda; Insecta; Lepidoptera; Nymphalidae. The record is from the annotation of a GenBank genome assembly.